Molecule: messenger RNA, 1979 nt
Organism: Hylaeus anthracinus
Lineage: Eukaryota; Metazoa; Arthropoda; Insecta; Hymenoptera; Colletidae
Product: sorting nexin-4-like
Exons: 10
Coding region: 320-1489 (389 amino acids)
Biological process (GO): protein transport
Molecular function (GO): phosphatidylinositol binding
Source: RefSeq, a predicted model, not a curated record
UGAUUUGAGUAAUUGCGGACUCUCGCCUUUGCGUUUGAUGUCACUUUAUGACCUUGUUUUUGACACACUAUGCCUGUGUUUUUAUUAUUAAUGGAUGCACGGUGAAUUGCAUUUUAACCGACAGAUAUACCGAAUUUAAACUUUUGCGUUUCUUGCGGGAAUUAUAACUAUGUAUAUCUAAUAAGAUGUAUUUUGUAUUUUUAAUAUUACCUCUGUAGAAAAUGAUAGGCAAAGAUUUCGUUUGUUUAUAAUUACGUGGAAGUAGGUCAUAAAUUGUUCGUUGAGCAUCAUUGUGUUGGCGGAUUCAUUAUUUGAUCACAUGGAGAUCUCAAUAGCUGAGGCUGAAAAACGAGCUAACGGAGCAUUGAAUUUAAGAGAAUUUUAUACAGUCUACCUCAUUGAGACUAAAGUUACUGAUCCUGAUUUUAAAGGUGCGCUCACUAAAGUAAGUUCUUUGUGGCGUCGAUACACAGAAUUUGAACUGCUUCGAGCUUAUUUAGAAAUUUCGUACCCUUAUAUUGUACUGCCUCCAUUACCAGAAAAAAAAGUAUUAUAUGCGUGGCAAAAAGUUACUACUGAUACAUUUGAUCCAGACUUUGUUGACCGGCGUAGAGCAGGUCUUGAGAAUUUCCUUUUGAGGGUAGCUUCGCAUCCUAUACUGUCUCGUGAUGAGCAUUUUAUGGGGUUUCUACAACAGAAGGAUGGCUGGAGGGAAAGCAUUAAAGAGACUGGAUACUUACAGUUAGCAGAAUCAAAACUAAAAGCACUGAGUGUAGCAGUGCGAUUAAGGAAACCAGACAAACGUUUUGAAACAAUAAAAAACUAUGGAAUUGAACUUCAGAAUAAUUUAUGCAAUCUUCUCCGCGUACGAGCGCGAUUAGUAGAAAAGCAAUACACUUUGUACAAACUACAUGCAAACUAUGGUCGUGUGUUCAGUGAAUGGAGUGCCAUAGAGAGGGAUAUGGGUGAUGGAUUACAGAAAUCGGGCCACUAUCUGGACUCUCUAGCAGCAAUGAUAGACACAAUUCUUGAAGAGGAAGAAUUAAUAGCAGAUCAACUAAAAGAAUGGUUGUUUGGCGCGUCCGCGCUACAAGCAGUAGUUAGACGAAGGGAAGCUUUACAGUUAUCUAAAGAUGAAGCUCAUGAUGCCUUAACUACUGCAGUUGACCAAAAAGAAAAAGUCAUGCAAGGUAAAUCAGGCUUAAUGUCACGAUUAUUUGGUUCCGUGGAUACGGAGGAAGUUCGUGAAUUAAAAAUACUGCAGCUAGAGCAAAGAAUUGCACAGCACGAAGAAGUUGUUAAACAAGUAGAUGAAGAUCUAAAGUCUUUCUCCAUUAAAGCAAUGAUGGACAUAGAGAGAUUUCAACAUCAAAAAGUGGUGGACUUAAAGGAAAUUCUGGCAACUUAUUGCAUAUUGCAAUUUAAGCUUGCUAGAAAGGGACUCCAAGCUUGGCAGCAUAUCAAAGGCUGCCUCGAAAGUAUGCCAUAAGAGUCUUUUCUUAUUUUAGCUGACAAAGAACAAUAACUGUUCUCACAUCUCUCGCGCGAUAUACAUUCCUAUAUUUGUAAACUCACUCGUAAUGUACGCUUAUUACUACAUGAAUGUACAAGAUUGUUUCUAUUAUUUAAUGUUAGAUUAGAUGAUAUUAUUUAUAUAUACAUAUAUAUAUACACACACGAUUCAUGUUGGAUAUAUAGAUAUGUGAAACAUUAUUUAAUAUUUAUAUGUAUUUAGUAUGCUUUGUUAUAUAUGUAAGACACAGUUAACCGGAUAUGUGAAUGUUCAGACGGUACUUAUGGAUCUCAUCAAUCAAGACCUGGUUUAUACGUAUUAUAAACCGCCAAAAGAAAAUUUCAUGCAUUUAAUUGAUGAAAGUUCGAAGUACGUAAUUGUUGGUGUAACCCUUUUUAUACACUAUCUUCUAUCUGCUCAAUCGGCUAUUCAAUUCUAUCGUUGUCGACAAAAUGUUUGAACUGUA